GCGGUGCGAGCAGCCGCUCGCGUGCUGGGCGACGCGGGCCUGGCGCUGCGGAGGGGCUCGGCCGCGCAGCUCGCGGCCAUGCGGGAGGCUGGCGAGGUGCCGGCGUGGGCAGAGGCCGGCAUCCUCGAGGCCUGCGGCGGCUUCGCCGAGGUGCUGGCCACCGCCGCCGCAGCGCUGGGGGGCAGCCGCCUCUGCCAGGCGCUCGAGGAGCUCCGGAUGCUCGCGGAGAAGGUUGGACCAGGCGCGCUGGGGGAUUUGGUGGACGCGGACAACCAGGAGAUGAG
Messenger RNA from Prorocentrum cordatum, 284 nucleotides. The record is from the annotation of a GenBank genome assembly. NCBI's taxonomy places the organism in Eukaryota, Dinophyceae, Prorocentrales, Prorocentraceae.